Molecule: messenger RNA, 4957 nt
Organism: Lacerta agilis (Sand lizard)
Lineage: Eukaryota; Metazoa; Chordata; Lepidosauria; Squamata; Lacertidae
Gene: IQGAP3
Product: IQ motif containing GTPase activating protein 3
Biological process (GO): regulation of actin cytoskeleton organization; regulation of GTPase activity
Cellular component (GO): cytoplasm
Molecular function (GO): GTPase activator activity; calmodulin binding; actin filament binding
Source: RefSeq, a predicted model, not a curated record
UAUUAAAGAGAUUUUUGAAACUGGGAGAUGGAUUUGUGGCUUGCUCCACGCACUGAACCGGGUAUUGCAGUGUUUCCAGAUGAGCGCCUUACAGCGGAUGAAAUGGAUGAGAAGAGGCACCAGAACAUCGCCUACCAGUAUCUCUGUCAUCUAGAAGAAGCCAAACGCUGGAUGGAGGGCUGCUUGAAGGAGGAUCUGGCCUCACCAACCGAACUGGAGGAGAGUUUGCGGAAUGGGGUCACUCUGGCCAAGCUGGGUCAUUUCUUUGCACCUGACGUGUGUCCCUUGAGGAGAUUUAUGACCUUGACCAGGCCCGCCUGUGGGCUGCACUUCCGACACACGGACAACAUCAACCGCUGGCGGGACGCCAUGAGCCACAUUGGAUUGCCCACGAUCUUUCACCCUGAAACAACAGACAUCUAUGACAAAAAGAACAUGCCUCGUGUGGUGUAUUGUAUUCAUGCUUUGAGUUUAUACCUCUUUAAACUUGGGCUGGCUCCCCAGAUCCAGGAUUUGUAUGGGAAAGUCAAUUUCACAGAGGAGGAAAUAAACCAUAUGAAACGUGAGCUGGAGAAAUAUGGUCUGCAGCUUCCAUCCUUCAGCAAGAUUGGUGGGAUCCUUGCUAAUGAGCUCUCAGUGGACGAGGCUGCAGUCCACGCCGCAGUCCUGGCCAUAAACAAAGCAGUGGAAAAGGGGGUUGUGGAGGAGACCGUCCUGGUCUUGCAGAACCCCAAUGCCAUGCUCUCCAGCCUUCGGGAGGGCUUCGGGGCCAUCUACCAGGAAGUUCUCUACCUGGCCAAGGCAGAGAAAGCCAAGAACGGGAAGAACCGGCAUCUACAAGAAAUCCCCGAUGGCGAAGACAUUUAUGAUCGGUGCCUGACCCAGGCCGAGAUACAAAGCAGCAUCAACAAUGCAAACGCAAAAGGUGCUCUGGAGCUGGUGGACGAUGCCCUUGAGGAACAGGAUCCCCAGGGGUUGUACUGCGCUUUGCAAGAUCCUGCCCUGGCUUUGAGGAACCUGUUGCGAGAGAAUGUGGACUGGUACUUGGAUCAGCUGAGCACUGACCGGGAGCAGAAGGCUCUGGAGCUGGGCUACACAGACUUGCUUGAACAAGAGGAAAUCCAAGCUGGGCUUUACGUGGCCAAUGAGAGAGGAGACCAAGAACGUGCUGUGACACAGGCUGUGAGCCGUAUCAACGCCUCCAUUCGGAAAGGGGUAGCGGAGGAGACGGCGCGCACCCUGGCAGACCCCGAGGCUCAGCUGCCGGAUGUCUUCCUCUUUGCUGCAGGGCUCUAUCAGCGAGAGCUGUCUGCCCUUCAGCGGCAGCACCCGCAGGGGGAGCUGGUUCAAGAGGAGCUGUUUGUCGCUGUGGAGAUGCUUUCGGCAGUGGCACUGGUCAACCAGGCCCUCAAGGACGGAGACGCCUCCAGCUUCUGGAGGAGCCUGGUCAGCCCUGCUUUGGGCCUGUCAGAGAUAGAGGAGAGCAAUGCACAGCGUUAUUUUGAAGACUUGUCACAAUGGAAGCACCGAUCUCAGGACACGAAGUUUGACUUCCUGAGCUGGAACGACAUCCAGGCUUCAGUGAAUAGUGUGAAUGCCUCAGCCCAAGAAGAAAAUAAUAAAAUCCUUGCUGUCCGACUGAUCACGAGGCUCUGGAGCAGAGCGCCCAGAAAAACCCUCAGAGCCCUGCUGCUUCCUUCUUCCGGCCUCUGCGAUGUGACACUCCCCAUGCUAAGCGCAGGGGACAACGGAGCUAUGCUGUGGUGGGAAGAAAUCCAAGAGGGCGUCUCCAAAGCUAACCACGACACUGAAGCUGCACAGAGAAUGGCUCUUGGCACCGCUGCCAAUCAAGCCAUCAAGGAAGGGAACGCAGCACAGACAGUCAGGGUCCUGCGCAAUCCGGAUGUCUCUAUCUGUGGUGUGGCGAUGGAGUGUGCUGCCUCCUACCAGGCCCAGCUGAGUGCUCUCAUGGCUUCCAAAAAAGCCCCAGGUAAGCGGGAAUGUGUGGAACUCAAACUACCUUGGGUCCGGCACAAGCUGAAGGAUGGGACAGAGUAUUACUUCACUCAGACCUUUGAAGGCUUCUGGGACCAACCUCGCCCCUGUGCCCUCAAUGCGGAGCAUCUCAGCCGGGAGGAAAUUCAGUCCACUGUUGCCCGGGUCACAGCCGCCCACGAUCGGGAGCGUCUGUGGGAAUCGAGUACCCCACUGGUUGUGCAGCUGCAGGCUCGGAUGAGAGGCUUCCUGGCCCGGCAGGAGUUUGCAACCCGGCGGAGCUUGUGGUGUAAGCAGGUGCCAGCCGCUCUCAAGAUCCAGGCUUACUGGCGUGGGUACCAGCAACGGAAGCGUUACCUAGAAAGGCUGCGGCAUUUCCAGAAGAACACAGGUGCUGUCAUCAAGAUUCAAGCCUGGGUACGGAUGUGGCGAAUACGCAGACGAUAUCGACAGAGGUUGGCCUACUUCAGGAAGAAUGUCAAGGCCAUAAUCAAAAUCCAGGCAUUUGUACGAGCUAACAAGGCGCGAGAAGAUUACAGGAUGUUGGUACACAGUGGGAAGCCACCGCUCAGCAUCGUCCGGCGUUUUGCCCACCUGCUAGAACGCAGCCAGCAGGACUACUGGGAGGAACUGGAGCUGCUGGAUCUCCAGGAGACUGUGGUGAGAAUCCGCUUCAACCAGCAGCUGGAGAGUGACCUCAACCUCAUGGAUAUCAAGAUUGGAUUGCUGGUCAAGAACAGGAUCACCCUCCAGGAGGUGGUCUCUCACUGCAAGAAGCUGACGAAGAAGAACAAGGAGCAACUCUCUGAUCUGAUGGGCCGGAGCAAAGAGCAAGGGCUAAAGUCCCUCAGCAGGGAGAAGAAGCGGAAGAUCCUGGAGGCAUAUCAGCACCUCUUCUACCAACUGCAGACCCACCCGGUUUAUUUGGCCCGGCUGAUCAUGCAGAUGCCCCAGAACAAGUCCACAAAGUUCAUGGAGUCUGUGGUCUUCACCCUGUACAAUUACGCCUCCAACGCCAGGGAGGCCUACCUCCUGCUCCAGCUCUUCAGAAGCGCCUUGCAAGAGGAGAUUGAGUCGAAAGUCGAUCAAAUCCGUGACAUCCUCACAGGGAAUCCGACGGUUAUCCGCCUGGUGGUGAGCUUCUACCGCAACGCCCGUGGGCAGAAUGCCUUGCGCCAGAUCUUGGAGGGCCCCGUGCAAGAGGUCCUGCAGAACAAGACCCUGAGCAUUCGUACCAGCCCUGUGGAAAUCUACAGAGGGUGGAUCAACCAGAUGGAGUCUCAGAGUGGGCAGAAAAGCAAUCUCCCAUACGAUGUCAGCCCUGAGCAAGCCCUGGGUCACCCUGAGGUGCAGAGGAGGUUGGACAUUUCCAUCCGCAAUCUCCUGGUGGUGACAGACAAGUUCCUCUCAGCCAUUACAUCUUCUGUGGACCAAAUUCCUUAUGGGAUGCGCUACAUUGCUAAAGUCUUGAAGACGUCCUUACGAGAGAAGUUUCCGAAUUCUACAGAGGAUGAGAUUUACAAGGUUGUUGGGAACCUGCUCUACUACCGUUUCAUGAACCCGGCUGUGGUGGCCCCUGAUGGCUUUGAUAUUGUUGACGUCUCGGCUGGGGUAGCGCUCCACCCCGACCACAGGCGCAACCUGGGCUCCAUUGCGAAGGUCUUGCAGCACGCCGCUGCCAACCAACUCUUUGAAGGGGAAAACGGCCACUUGCGGGUAGUGAACCAGUACCUAGAGGAAACCCACCUUAAAUUCAGAAAAUUCAUCAGUGCUGCCUGUUCUGUCCCUGAACCUGAAGAGAGGUUUAAUGUCGACAAGUAUUCAGAGAUGGUGGCCAUCACAAAGCCAGUGGUCUACAUAACAGUUGGGGAGCUAAUUAACACACACAAGUUGCUGCUGGAGCACCAGCGUUCUGUGGCUCCUGAUCCUCGAGACCCUCUACACGAACUUCUAGAAGACCUCGGGGGCUUGCCCACCACCCAGUCUCUAAUGGGCGACAGUGUGGGAAAUGGAGCCAAUGGGACUUCGGAGCAAACUCUGACUCAGCUCGCCAAGACGGAAAUUUCACUCAUCCUUGGCAACAAAUUUGAUGUUGCAGAGGCCAAUAUUGAGGGGGGAAAGGAUACGGAAAGCUUGUUGUUGAGUACUAAGCAGAUGCUGGUCGAUGUGAUCCAGUUCCAACCUGGCGAUUCUCUUGUGGAGAUACUGCAGACAAAGGCAUCAGAGGAUCAGGAAGCCCUCCACCACCACCUUAUGAAGAGAAGGGCCUUAUGCAAUACCCAAGCCCCAGACAAGUUGAGAUGCAACCACACUCUGGUCAGCAACAGCCACCUCUCAGUAGCAGAGAAGAAGCGGAUCAUCCUCAAGAAUCUGCGGCGUCUUGAGAGCCUGGGCAUGGUGGACUCUGCCAACCUGUACCAGGACAUCAUCAAUGAGAUGGCCAAGGACAUCCGCAACCAGAGGAAGUACCGACAACACCGCAAGACAGAGCUGGUCAAGCUGCGCCAGACUCUGCACAGCCUCAGCGCCAAGAGGAUGUUUUUUGAGGAGCAGGUCGACUACUACAACCAGUACAUCCGGACGUGUCUGGACAACCUGGCAGCUAGAAACAAGCCCAGCAAGAAACAGGCAACCUUGCAUUACACGGCAGCCCGCCUCUUUGAGAAAGGUGUUUUGCUGGAAAUUGAAGACCUCCCAGCCAGCCAACUCAGGAAUGUGAUAUUUGAAAUAAUCCCUUGCGGUGAAGCUGGCAAGUUCCAGGUGAAGGCAAAAUUUAUGGGAGUUGACAUGGAGAAGUUUCAGCUCCACUACCAGGACCUGCUCCAGCUCCAGUAUGAGGGUGUCGCCAUCAUGAAAAUGUUUGACAAAGCAAAAAUCAACGUCAACCUCCUGAUUUUCCUCCUUAACAAGAAGUUUUUCAAGAAAUAACUGAAGGCCUGAGGGUCAACCUGCAUCCGGGCUG